AUGACUGAAUUCAGAUGUCCCAUAUGUAAUGAACAAAUGAUAAAUCUAUCACAAUUAAAUCAACAUAUUGAUGAUAUUCACAAUCAAAAUCAAAAUGCAACUACAAAUUCAAAUUCACAUGAUAAUUCAAAUGCAAAUACAACAAAAAUAAAUGAUACUAGCAAUAACAAUAAUAUAGGGGCCAAGUCAUCAACAGUAUCCACUACCAAGAGCCGAACGACGCCUACUAAAAAAAUCAAUAAAAUAGCAUUUACAGAACAAGGUUUUAGUAUAGGAGAUAUAAAUAGUAGAGAUUCAAGUCCAGAACCUAAUUCAACAUUAUCAUCGACCAACUCAAAUUCAUCAAACUUAAAUAACAAUAACAGCAAUGAAAUCACUAGAAAACAUUGGAAACAUGCCCAACUGCAAUCACAAUUAAAAUGUAAAAUAUGUUCAAUAAAAUUAAAUGUUAAAAAUGGUAUAGUUAAUUGUAGGAAAUGUGGGGAUUUAUAUUGUAAUGAGCAUACACAUUAUCAAAUCAAAUUAAGAAAUCCCAAUCCUGAUGAUCCAAAAGAAAAAGGACCACAAGAUGAUUCUUCAUCAAAUGGGAAAUGGAGUAGAUGUUGUGAACUAUGUUAUAGAGAGAGAAUGAAGACAGAAGUUAACAUGAUUGACUUAACUAAAGAAUUUAAACUGAAGAGACAAGUACAAAUUGACUCAAAUCAAUUAUACAGAACCAAAAUUCAGAGAAACUUCAUCAAAUUAAUCAACUUAAUGGUGGACAAGAAACUUUCAAAACAACAAACAAAACAAAAUUCAUCAAUCUCACAAACAACUUCAAAUUUCUUAUCAAUGUUCAAUAUAGAUAACGACGAGAAAGAAUUAGUAGGAAAUAAUUGGAGAAAUGAUUCAACAAUAACUAACUGCACGAUAUGUUUCACAAAAUUUAAUUUCAUUAUUAGAAAACAUCAUUGUAGAUUAUGUGGCAAUAUUGUAUGUGAUGAUAGUUAUGGAGUUCGUAAACACUGUUCAAUUUAUGUUCCUGUAUUAGCAUUUAUGGAAAAAUUGCCUAAUUUAAAUUAUUCACAAAAAGUUAAAGAACUGUGGUCAGAGAUUGAUGAUGAAUUGAGAUUUAGAUGUUGUGUUAAUUGUAAGAAUGCUAUUUUGUUUGAUUGGAAGAAAACUCAUGGAGCUCACACCGCCAACAGUGAAGAAGUUGGAGAAGAUUUAUCAGUUUUUACAAUGUAUGAAGGCUUGUUUUUACAAAAGCAACAAAUUAUGAAAUUAAUGCACAAAUAUGAAAACGGAACUAUAAAAGUAGAUAAAUUAAAAGAUAUAAACAACAGGCAACAAGAAGAUAAUUUAAAAACGGGUCACAAAUUAAUGCUACACCUAAAGGAAUUUGAGAAUUCAUUAUUACAAUUCAAAAAUAAAUUUUUUUACAAGAAAGAUAAUAGAAUAAUAGUACGUGAUGAGUUCCAACUCAGGUAUAACAAGAUAUUAAUGAAUAUUUAUCAAAGUGUUGCAACUUUUUUACAAGAGAAUAUAAUCAAGUACAGAGAAAUUAAUGAUUUACAAAAUGCUUUAAUACAACAAACCUUAGAAUCAUCAUCAAACAAAGAUUCUCAAGAUAUUUCAAAGGAUUCAAGUCCUGUGCCAAGAUUAACCAAGAAACAAAUUAGAGAAUUGAGAGAACAAUUGAUGGUACUUAAUGAACAAAAAUUUUUAGUUGAAAAAACAAUUGAUGAAUUUACGAAAAAUAGGAAAUUUGAUGAGCUAAAUUCACUUAUUGAUAAUAAGAAUGAAAUUGUUGAUACUAUCAAAAAUCUAGAAAUGGAAUUAGGAGAAUUUGGAUUUUGA
Messenger RNA from Lodderomyces jiufengensis, 1839 nucleotides. It is a transcript of the gene PEP7, whose product is annotated as Pep7p. The transcript has a single exon. Gene Ontology annotation, molecular function: metal ion binding. NCBI's taxonomy places the organism in Eukaryota, Fungi, Ascomycota, Pichiomycetes, Serinales, Debaryomycetaceae. The record is from RefSeq and is a predicted model, not a curated record. Bases 1 to 1839 code for a protein of 612 amino acids.